Cotesia glomerata is the source of this 2939-nucleotide messenger RNA. RefSeq names its product venom acid phosphatase Acph-1-like. Gene Ontology annotation, biological process: dephosphorylation. The transcript has 14 exons. Lineage: Eukaryota; Metazoa; Arthropoda; Insecta; Hymenoptera; Braconidae. Bases 642 to 2894 code for a protein of 750 amino acids. The record is from RefSeq and is a predicted model, not a curated record. Gene Ontology annotation, molecular function: phosphatase activity.
GUAAUUUUACGAUGCUUAUGAAUGAUUUAAUUUUAUCUGAUCAAAAAAUUGAGUAAAAAGACGGGGUGCUUUAUCAAGAUCCGACUAUUGGUAAAUAAAACUUAGAAUUUGUUAUUAUCAUACAUAAAUUUAAGUGUUGUGUUUGUAUACUCAAGAAAUCUCUUUAUAAAACAAAAAAAUAUUCGUCAACACGAGAAAGAUAUCUGUAUCUAAGUCCAGAAAGUAUUAUUGAUUAGAUGAUAGUUAAAAUUGAUAAGCACGCCCUUAUCAGUGUCAUCUCCUGGACUAAUAAACUCAGUUUUUUCAGUUUCAGUUUCAGUUUUUUCAGUUACUCGUGACAUUCUACUCUAGAACGUCAAUAAGAUAGUACGUUUGCUGGUCAACGUAUAAUUAUAUCAACUCGCUCUAAGCCAAGGACGUGUGUAAUCUGCCAUUAGUCAUUUUAAUAAUAUAGUGAAUAAUAAAUACUUGUUUGUCUAUCAAACUGUUUCUUGAGUUAUAAAAUAACUUGAAACAUUUAACCAGUUUGAAGAAAACUAUUGCUACUGGCUAGUGAUAAGUUUUAACUUGUCAUAAAUUUUAACGUCAGUUGAAGGAAAACUACUGCUAUUGGAUAACGAUAAUCGGGACGUUUACCAAAAAUGGGCUUUAAAUUAUUAGAAUUUUUAUUUGUUACUUAUUUUAUCACCCAUGCCGUGUCAAUGGAGUAUGAACUAAAAUUUGUCGCUGUGCUUUUCCGACACGGAGAUCGAACUCCAGAAAACAAUGAAAUUUAUCCGACGGACCCUUAUCUACACGAUGACUAUCACCCACUUGGUCGAGGACAAUUGACAAUUACCGGCAAGCAGCGUGAGUAUAAACUUGGCCAGGUUUUGCAUGACCUCUACAACGACUUCCUGGGUGAUAUUUAUUAUACAAAAGAUAUAUUCGCUCGAAGUACGAGUAUUGAUAGAACUCGCAUGUCUUUGCAACUUGUGCUUUCUGCAUUGUUUCCUCCAAAAGGUUCUCAAGUAUGGAAUGAAUCUUUGUGUUGGCAACCGAUUCUUACAUCUUAUGUUGAAGAAAAAGAUGAUACUCUUCUCAAACCUGAAUUGUGUCCCUUGUAUGUAGCAGAAUAUGAAAAACUCAAAAAAUCACCAGAACUAAAGAAGGAACUCGCUAAAUUCCGACCACUUAUGCAAAAUCUCACUCUUCAAGCUGGAAAAGAAAUAUCAACAACAAAUGAUUUAUUUUUGCUGUAUAAUGGAUUUAUGGCUCUGGCAGCGAUGAAUCGAUCACUCCCUAAAUGGUCUGAAGAAAUUUUUCCCCGUGGAUUACUCGUAGAUGGAGCUAAUCUCGAAUACAAAUCGCUGUUUUAUAAUGACAAUCUAAAAAGAUUAAGAAGCGGUAUGGUUCUUCGAAAUAUCACAAACACAAUGAAGGGUAUAGUUGAUGGAAAAUUAAAGACCCAUCAGAAAAUGACAAUUUUCAGUGGUCAUGAUGCAAAUGUAGCUUCUCUUCUUGCGAUCUUUAGUGAUUACAGUGCCCAUGUGCCUCGAUUUUCAAGCAGUGUUAAUGUUGAACUACUGCAUAAAAAUAAUAGUUACUUUGUCAGGGUACGCCAUUAUCUUGGGAUUCCGUCAUCGGUGGUCGAUUUGAAAGUACCAGGGUGCGACAUUAUUUGUCCAUUCAAUAGCUUCAUGAAGUUAAUGAAAAAAUUCAUACCUUCAGACGAAGAAGCUAAGUGCGACAACAAAAGUUUUACAAAUGAUUCUGAGAUUGUUAUAAACUACAAUUACAUAAAAAUAAUGAAAAUUAAUCUGUUUGUUUUUUUAUUUUUUUAUUUCAAUUCAUACAUAAAUUCGGCCAUUCCAGAAUCAUCAUUAGAAUAUAAACAUGUUACCGUCGUCUUUCGUCAUGGAGACAGAACACCCGAUAAUUCUGAGAUGUAUCCAAAUGAUCCAUACAAAAGUUAUGACUUCUCUCAAGACGGUUAUGGACAAUUAACCAGAGAAGGUAAGCGACGAGCUUAUAAACUAGGCCAACGUUUACGCACUCUCUACUACAACUUCCUAGGAGACUAUGAUCCAAAAUAUUUAGUAGCUCGUAGUACUGAUUAUGACAGAACGAAAACGUCUUUGCAAUUAGUCCUAGCUGGAUUGUUUCCUCCAAGCGAUUCACAGAUUUGGAAUGAGAAUUUGAAAUGGCAGCCAAUUCCUACGACUUAUGCCAAGAGAGCUGAUGAUUCUCUUCUAGUGCCGAUUCUAUGCCCCAGAUAUAUUGCAGAGUUGAAUAGAGUAAUAGAGCUUCCUGAAAUGAAAGAAGAAAUAGAAAAAUUUCGGUCACUUAUGCAGAAUCUCACUGUAAUUACUGGGAAAAAUUUAUCGACGCCUUUUGAUUUCUUGCUUCUUUAUAAUGUUCUGAUGGCUGAAUCAUCAAUGAGAUUACCGCUUGACAAAUGGGCGACUGACAUUUUCCCUCAUGGAUUAUUGCUCAAUGGAACUGUUUUGGAUUACGAAAUGAAAAAUUCUAAUGACGAUCUCAAAAGGUUGAGAGGCGGUAUGCUUCUAAGGAAUAUCACUGACACAAUGAUGGAUAUAAUUAAUGGAACUGAAAAUGUAGAACAAAAAAUAACAAUCUUCAGCGGGCAUGAUACCAAUGUUGCGUCACUUCUCUUCAUUUUUGGAGCGUACUAUCCUCAUAUGCCCGAAUAUUCAAGUAGUGUGAUGGUUGAAUUAAUAAAAUACGACUUUGAUUAUUAUGUUAGAAUACGUUAUUAUUUGGGGAUCCCGCAAGUAGUAAAGGAUAUUCAAAUUCCAGGAUGUGAUGUUUUUUGUCCAUUCAAUGAUUUUAUGGUUUUAAUGAAGAAUUUAAUAGCCACUGAUGUUGAAUUAAUGUGUAGCGAAAAAAGUUAAUGAGUUUACAAUAAAAGUUGUCUUCAAUAGAUAAAUUAAAAUAAA